This is a messenger RNA of Enhydra lutris kenyoni (northern sea otter), 5979 nucleotides long. Its product is annotated as myeloid zinc finger 1. Gene Ontology annotation, biological process: regulation of transcription by RNA polymerase II. NCBI's taxonomy places the organism in Eukaryota, Metazoa, Chordata, Mammalia, Carnivora, Mustelidae. Gene Ontology annotation, molecular function: DNA-binding transcription factor activity; RNA polymerase II cis-regulatory region sequence-specific DNA binding. The coding region runs from base 1761 to 3971 and encodes 736 amino acids. The transcript has 5 exons. The record is from RefSeq and is a predicted model, not a curated record.
CUAGUGAGAGCGGUGAUUGGUGCAGACCCCUGCUAAUCCCCGGAAGGCCCGUAAAGAACUGAGGAAAACGUGAUGGGGGGCAUGCGCGGUUGGGAAGACGGCGCUGCUGUCCGUAGCCGCCUGGGAAGCUCGCGCAAGUAGACGGGGCAUGGACGCCUGGAUCUGAGGGGGCGAGCGAGGGAAGAGGCGGCCGGGCGUGUGAUCUGGUCGUUGCGAACAACGCUACCCCGGGGAACGGGAGGAGGGUGGGAAAGGAGGCGAGCGUGGGGGAAGGGCAAGGUGGCGCUCGGGCUGAUGCGUGGAGCAUUCUGGGAGACAGAGUCCGGCCGGGGAGGGGGAAGUCGGCGAGUGCGCAUGCUUGCGAGCGCGGAGCGGCCCGCUGAGCGUGGAGGUGAGGGCGGGGACCUCUCACCGAGGGAGGCUGGGGCGGGGACCCGGGCGGAGGCCGCCGACUCUCGGAUUCCGGCUGCCCGGCGGGACCCGGAGCGCGGAGCAGACGUCUAGGAGCUCCUCCUCCGGCAAUACGGGCGCUAUCGCGCGAUGCUCUUCAAUCGCAGUGCACUGCCACGGCGACGAGAUCUCGGAGCCCCGCCCCCCGGUUGCCAUGGUGGCACUAAACCAGCUGGGGGAGGGGGAAGGCGGGGGGCUCUCUAAAGUGGAGGUUGCCCUCCAGGAUUUCUGGUAAAUGUAGUUCAGGAAGCUUCGCAGUAGCUGGCUGGCUUAAAAAUGGUCCAGCUUUCUCCCAGGGUUGCAGGCUGGCCUGGAACCUUGAGGAUCGGAGUUUUGACCCACGGGAUCCGGCGGCCCUGGAAGUCGAAUCUACUCACUUAAUAAACUCAGAUUUCUUCACAAAGCCCGCACAUUACUCCCAGCUGCAAAGGGAGCAGCAAUGGCGAGGGAAGGGGGGACAGCCCCACUUACGGGGGACGGUAAAGAUGGGGAAACUGAGGUUCACAGAAACUAGCCAAGGUUAUGUAGCAAAUAGGCAAGAUCAGAAUCUCCGAUCUUGCUUGCAGGCAUCUGGUCCAGUUAUCUUGGGGCCUUUGUGGGCCCCUUGUUAAGAUCCCAUCACCUCCUAACCCUGCCUAAAUCAGGGAGCUGAAGUGAUGGUGGGGCAUUACAUGGUGUGAUAACUUGGGCCGGUUCAGAGGAUGGGACCGAAUGGAGGGAGAGGGGGAUGCUGCCUGGAAGUGUGGCCACAGAGCUGACCUUGCCCAUGUGUGGGAGUGGGAAAGGCUGCCCUGUGGAACCAAGCUGAGAAGAGAAUGGUCAGAGAGACUAGAUGGGAGAGUGGGUGGUGCAAUGAUGGGGUGGUGUUCUGGGUGGUGUAGGGGGAGGGGGGCUGGAGUGUUUCUUAUGGCCAUGUGGUAAAUACUGCAGAUGUCAUUUACUUGGCAGUGGGAGAUCCGCACAUCAGGGAUGGCGUGGUGCAUGUAGAAGGGCAGGAUUUGGGUCCGGGGGGGUGGGGGAUGCCUUCAUAUCCCUAAGAAGCACCCUGUGUUUGGAACAGGGGAAUGCCAGAGACUGUGUGUAAAUCCCAGCUAGAGACCAGAGACACAGGUGCCUGGCAUGUGACCACCUCUCUGUGCCUCAGUUUUCUUCUCUGCCUUCCACUCAGUACAGGUCUGAAGAUGGAACAACGAAGCAUACAGUAGUCGCUCAAUAAGCAUUUACUGCCACUGUUUGUCCUCGCAGUAGCCUCAUCCUCUUCCUCUCCUAGGGAAAGACAUUAUCCUCGGAGCCCCAGCCCAGUCUUUUCAAUGAGGCCCACAGCACUAGGCUCCCCAGGUCACACAGCCCUGGAAGAUGAGGGGCCUGUCAUGGUGAAGCUGGAGGACUCUGAGGAGGAGGGUGAGGCUGCCCAAUGGGAUCCCGGCCCAGAGGCUGCCCGCCAGCGUUUUCGACACUUCCACUAUGAGGAGGCACUGGGUCCCCAAGAGGCCCUGGCCCAACUCCGGGAGCUGUGCCGCCAGUGGCUGCAGCCCGAGGUGCACUCCAAGGAGCAGAUGCUGGAGCUGCUGGUGCUGGAGCAGUUCCUGUGCGCACUGCCCCCCGAGAUCCAGGCCCGUGUGGAGGGCCAGCGGCCAGGCAGCCCUGAGGAGGCAGCUGCCCUAGUCGAGGGGCUACGCCAGGAGCCAGGAGGCCCCCGGAGAUGGGUCACAGUCCAAGUGCAGGGUCAGGAGGUGCUAUCAGAGAAGAUGGAGCCCUCCAACUUCCAGCCCCUCCUUCAAACCAAGCCUCUGACUCCAGAACAUGGGCCUAGGACACCAUCUGAAGCUACGCAGGAGUUACCAUUGGGCCUUCGGGUGAAAGAGGAGCCCACGGUUACAGAUGACCCAGAGCUUCUGGAUUCUGGGCCUCUAGCCAAUCCCCAGGAGGCCACCUCCACUCUCCUGCCUGAAGAGACCCAGGGCUGUGAAAUAGUGCUGGACCAGGCCUCUCCUCACAGCGAAACUGGACUUGAGGGGCCUUCAUGGAGGGAGCAUCCUGGGGUCCUGUGGCAGGAGGAAGCUGGAGGCAUCUUCCCUCCAGGGUUUGCCCUCCACAUGGACAGUGUCUCUGCUGGCCCAGGCACUGUGAGCCCCCACCUCCACAUCCCGUGGGACCUCGGCAUGGCCAGCCUCACAGACCAACUCCGGUCGCCCUCCCAUGAAAGUGGCUUCUCACAUGCACUUGGGCUCCCCAGUGGCCCCGGAGGUGAGCAGAACCCCACGAACGAGGGUCCUCACCAGCUCCUGGGCCCCAUACUGGCCACUGGCCGCUGGCCUACACCCAGGACCAAAGGCCAGGGACGGGGUCGCCCCAGCACAGGCCCCGGGGUGGGGCGGGGUGGCCGCUGCGACGUGUGUGGGAAGGUAUUCAGCCAGCGCAGCAACCUACUGAGGCACCAGAAGAUACACACAGGAGAGCGGCCAUUCAUGUGCAGCGAGUGUGGCCGAAGCUUCAGCAGAAGCUCGCACCUUCUGCGUCAUCAACUCACGCACACUGAGGAGUGGCCGUUUGUGUGCGGCGACUGUGGUCAGGGCUUCGUGCGCAGCGCGCGCCUGGAGGAGCACCGGCGAGUGCACACGGGCGAGCAGCCCUUCCACUGCGCAGAGUGCGGCCAGAGCUUCCGGCAGCGCUCCAACCUGCGGCAGCACCAGCGCAUCCAUGGCGACCCCCCUGGCCCGGGCGCCGCGCCCCCCACGCCUCCCGGUGCCCCGGAGCCCCCAGGCCCCUUCCCUUGCAGCGAGUGCCGUGAGAGCUUCGCGCGGCGAGCCAUGCUCCUGGAACACCAGGCGGUGCACACGAGCGACAAAUCCUUUGGCUGCGUGGAGUGUGGGGAGCGUUUCGGCCGCCGCUCCGUGUUGCUGCAGCACCGGCGAGUCCACAGUGGAGAGCGGCCCUUUGCCUGUGCCGAGUGCGGCCAGAGCUUCCGCCAGCGCUCCAACCUCACGCAGCACCGGCGCAUCCACACGGGCGAGCGUCCCUUCGCCUGCGCUGAGUGCGGCAAGGCCUUCCGCCAGCGGCCCACGCUCACGCAGCACCUGCGCGUGCACACGGGCGAGAAGCCCUUCGCCUGCCCAGAGUGUGGCCAGCGCUUCAGCCAGCGUCUGAAGCUCACGCGCCACCAGCGGACGCACACCGGGGAGAAACCCUACCACUGCAGUGAGUGUGGCCUGGGCUUCACGCAGGUGUCACGGCUCACCGAGCACCAGCGGAUCCACACCGGGGAGCGGCCCUUCGCUUGCCCUGACUGCGGCCAGAGCUUCCGGCAGCACGCCAACCUCACGCAGCACCGGCGCAUCCACACGGGCGAGCGGCCCUACGCGUGCCCGGAGUGCGGCAAGGCCUUCCGCCAGCGGCCCACGCUCACACAGCACCUGCGCACCCACCGGCGGGAGAAGCCCUUUGCCUGCCAGGAUUGCGGCCGCCGCUUCCACCAGAGCACUAAGCUCAUCCAGCACCAGCGCAUCCACAGUGCGGAGUAACGGCACUCACUGUACCCCUUCUUCUCUGCGUCUCCGCUUCUGGCCUUUGGUUACAGAGGAGGGUCUUCGCUCCGAACACUAACCUCACAGGGUUGCUGUGAGGCCUCUGAUCAAGUCUGGGUACAGACGGGCCCACUCAGGACCUGGCGCCCAGUAGGAGCUCAAUAAACAGUAGAUGGACCGUGGGUCUGGAAAUCUACACACUCAGUGCCUCCCGACCUGCACAGGUCCCUCUUCCCCCCACCCCCACCAUCUACCACUUCCGCAACCAUGCAGUCUCUGAGAGCCAUAGACUCCUAGCAGCCCCUCCCAAGGGCUAUGGAUGCCACCUUGUACUGUGGCUCCUGUACUCUUUGCCAUGACAGCUUCAACCAGCACAACCAUGGGCCAAGCCAACUGCCAGGUGAGAACUGGCCCAGUUUUCCCCUACCAGCCAAGAUCAUCAAGGGCAGUACAAGUAGCAAACUGGUGCCCAGAAGGCCAGAGCUAGGGAUGUGUCUAUAAAACUUUAACCUUAAGAAGCUAUUUCUUAGGCAUAAAAGCUAGAAGGUUUUAUCUGGAAAUCUAGAUUCUUUCAUGCAUGUUAACUACCAGCAGAUGCUGAGGUUAGGUUCCCCUUAGGAUACCCCAGCCUGUCCAGAAAUCAAAGUCCACUGGAGGCCCCAGGCCAUUUCUCUAUCCCCCUAGUGAUCAUUCACAUUCUGUGGGCCACAGCUGCCGCCAACCCUGGCCAGGUGUGCAACCCCCAAGGGCUCCCCAACACUGGGUGGUGGUCCCUAUGAAGAAUGUGUUCAGCAGCAAGUCACAGGAAGCACAGCUGUCAGCAGCUUACAUAAAAGUGCGGAUGCUGCCAGUGCAGGUUCAGUGGCUUGCACACUGGGCUGGCAUCUCUGGAACCCUCUGGACUUUUCACAUGCCAUUGCUUCUUGCCCUAAUUAUCUUUCCCUUCCAUCCAAAUUGUGCAGACUCUUGACCUAGUGUGCCCCCCAACCCCAACCAGUGGGUACCCUGGGGGCCAAAAGCAGGAUGAGAAGCAGUGCCAAAGGAAAGAUCUUCAUGCAUCGGGAUCUGGCUUGGGACAUAAACCCCACUCUGGCCAAGUGUCAGCCUGCCCUUGGCCUGAGGGGUUCUAAGAACAACCUUUUGAGGCUCACGUGUCUAAGCUUCUUCCAGGGAUACAGCUGGACUUUGCUACAAGACUGGGGUCCUGAAAUCUGGGAAAGAAGCCAGCCUCAGCCAGAAGCUUCUAGUAGUCAUCCCAAAGAAGGUGUGUUCCCUACCUCUUUCCCUCCCCCACUCCACCCCUCUCCACCGCCCCCCUGACCUACCCCCAGCCAGGACCAGGGCCACUCUGGCAUCUACAUCUGGCAAAGUCAACAACUCCCCAUGGAGGGGUACUUCCAUGUGGCACCGUUGGGAGGUGGGGGGAGGCCACCUGGGCCCUAGGCCAAUACUUCUGUCCUCUUAACCACAAACAGAACUCUUAAGGACCAUGACCUGGGAUAUACUAAUCAGAGGGGUAGAAAGCAGUCACUGGGUCCCUAGGUGGAGGCUAGGAGUCAGAUUAAGAAAGGCACACAAAUACUGAGGUAGCUAGUGUUGUGAGGUUGAGUAUUGCCGAACUUUAUAAAUCCUGUAACAUGGAUUUUUUUUUUCAAGUCCUGUGUGAAUUUUAUAAUCAGAAAAAAAGAGGACAAGAAAGCUCACUCUCGUGUUUUGAUCAUCUUGGUGUUUGAAGAACAUGAAGAGAAAUCUGCACACGUAUGACUACUUAAGAACCUGAAAUUACACACAGGAAAAAUUAUUAACACACGUGAAAGGCAUGGCGACAACAGGCCAGGGCCCAGUGCCCAAAGUCAUAAGUCCACAGACUCGCCUGCUGAGCCAGUCCUCUAAGAAAGAAACAUGAAGUGAUGGGAGAGUCCCCCAUGAAGGGUCAUUUCUGCAGUUGGCUGGGGUCAGCCCUGCAAGCCAGGCUGGGGGUUGUGAACCCAAGUGCUACCAUACU